AAAAUUAUUAAAGACGAAAAACAAAAACGAAACGAACGAAGCGCGAGUGGUACUUGGGGUUUCGGAUCUGUGAGUCCCGGUCCCAGUCCCCCCAUCAUUUGAUCAUCCUUCCCAGCAACCAUAUAUCUUUCGUAAAUAACUUCAAAGCAGCUGCAACGGAAUGUCGCGCCUCCGUGGAUUAGGAAGGCUAUGGCUGUUAUUGCUCGCCAUAUUGCAAUUGCAAACUGUCGCAGCCAUGAAAGUUUCGCUCUUCGGCGAUGGCUAUGUUUCGAUGCCGCUGCAGGAGGCCAAGAUGUCAACGAACAUUCGCGUCAAGUUUCGCACCAGGCAGGAGAACGCCUUCCUCUUCCUGGCCGCCGGACGGACGGACUACUGCCUGCUGCGCCUGGAGAGCGGGCUGAUCAGUUUCAGCUAUAAAAUCGAACGGGAUGUGGUGCAGUUGCGCUCGCCGAAAAAGCAAAAGCUCAACGACUUGGAAUGGCACGAUGUGGCGGUGCAACGGUUCGAGAAUAAUAUCACCUUGCAGGUGGACGGCUUUAUAAUGCGCAAACAGCUCCCAGGCGAUCUCACCGCCCUCAAUAUCCAUUUCGGUACACUUCUGGGCGGCGUGGGGGACUUUACGGCCGGCUACUUGAAUGAUGUUAUCGGUUUUCGGGGCUGCAUAUCGGAUGUCUUUUACAACAAUAUCAACAUCAUCAAGCGGGCCAAGGACCGCACGAGUCACACCACCAGCACUGGAGUUGCCUGGACCUGCAGCACCGAGUUCGAUGGUUCGAUACAGGAUAGCAUUAGUUUCAUGAAGAACGAUUCCUACGCACUGAUGCUGAAGGAGUCGCAUGCCAUUGGAGAAACUCUCUCCUUGGAUUUUCGCACAAUGGCUAGUGCCGGCGUUAUAUUCUUCAAUGGCGGCUUUGAUUUUCUGCUCCUCGAAAUAGAAGACCAGCGCUUGAAGGUGACCUUCAACAAGGCCGGCAGUCUGGUGCAGUUCAUGACAAAUGAGCACAUCUCGGAUGGCAAAUGGCAUCGGGUCUUGUUGCGAUACAACGCGGCCAUUGCGGAGCUAAUCCUCGACGAUGCCACGAGCGGUUAUCGAGGAGCUCACGCUAAUGAGACCAAGGCGAGCAUAAAUCUCGAGAAGAGCGUCUUCUUUGGCGGCGUCCAGGAGGAGAUGCGCCGCCGGCUCAUCGGCAAGGGACUGCGAAUAAACGAGAUCAGCUUCAAGGGCUGCAUGCGCGAUAUCCGGGUCAACGAUCUACCACUGGGCUUCCCCGAUAUGGCCAUCUCGCGCAGCUUGGCCCUCAACUGCCUGUGGAAGUAUCCCUGCGUGGAGCACAAUCCCUGCCUGAAGAGCGGCGUCUGCAGUCAGCAUGGAGUGGACGGAUUCAUCUGUUACUGCGACCAGUCCUACUGCAUCAAGGCUGAUUUUCAGGGACCUUUUAAGAUCUUCACCGAAACAAGUCCAGAACUUGAGCUGCUCUAUGUUGCUCCCAUGCAGCUUUUAGAAGGUGGCACUGCCUUCCUUUCCCCCCAGUUCAUAGACAUAAUACUCGAUCUACGUCGCUAUCCCAGCCUCAACGAGCAAUCCAUUAUUUUCCACGUGGUACAUCAACCAAAGUACGGACAACUGUUGCAAAACUCAGCUGAAAAAAGAGACUUUGUGCCCUGCCGCACAUUUAAUCUGGUUGACUUGGCCCAAGAUAAGGUGAAGUAUGUGCAUAACGGCCAGGAGAACUUCAACGACCAUGCCACCUUGGAUAUGCAGGUCUUCGGGGAUGUACACAAGAUACCGGAGAAUAUAUUGGGAAAACAUAGGUUCCUCUUACACGCAAAUAUAACACCCAUAAACGAUCCGCCGCAAUUGAAGCUGCAUUCGCAUAAAAUCCUGCGAGUGAUAGAGGGGAUUGAAAGGGUGCUGGAUGUGGAUUUAUUUAACAUUGACGAUCCCGAUAGCGAGCCCGGAAACUUGAUCUACACCAUAUUGCCGGCGAACAAUCCCCAGGAGACCUUUGGUUGUUUUAUGGUUGGAGGUGCGACCACAUCAACCUUUUCGCAGGCCGAAGUGAAUGUGGGAAAGGUAUCGUAUCUUUACAACUCCACAACAACGGAAUCCGUUAGCUAUCAACUGCAACUGCAAGUAUCGGAUGGCAUCGAGACGAGUGAUACGGUCUAUCUGCCGAUUUCCGUCCAUCCUCUGGAGCUUCGAUUGGUCAAUAACACGGGCCUCAUAAUGAUCCACAAGAGCUCUUUGCCCCUCACUCCGGCCAAUCUGUCGAUUGGCACCAAUGCCGUGGACGAGCACAUCGACAUUAGGUACGAUAUCGUAAAGGCACCGCAGCAUGGAGUGCUCCAGCGACUGAGGCAGAUCGAUGGCUCCUGGGUUAACGUGGACUGGUUCAGCGAUAGCCAGCUGCUGCUCGGCCACAUUCGCUAUCUGCACAGCAGCGAUUUCCCUUGGCAAGACGAAUUCAAGUUUAUUGCCUCGUUUGGCUUUGUGACCACGCAAACGUUCGACUUCCGCAUCACAUUCACGCGCCUGCGCAUAACGAGCAACCGACCCUCGCAGAUAUCGAUCAAUGGCAGCCGGGAGAUUCUCCUGACCAGCGAUAUACUCUCGUACGAGACCACGCCCAUCGGGAGCUUUCCGCGCAGCGUGAUUUACAAGAUAACGAAGCCAACGCGCUACGGGGGCAUCUACGUGGAGGGAUCCCGAAAGGCGGCCAAGCAGCUGGACUCCUUUACCCAACAGGAUAUAGAGAAGCGGAGAAUUCGCUAUCAAACGCAUCACACUAGCUACUCCAGCUUUACAGAUCAUCUGGAGUUUGUGGUCUCCGUUGCGGAAUGCGAUGAUGUGGUGGGAACUCUGGAGAUUAACUACAGACCCCCCGAGGAGCUAAUCAGCAAGCUGGGCUAUCAAAAUCACGAGGCUCUGCAGGUUCAGGAGGGAGAAAGAGCUCUAAUCACCAAGAAUCACUUUGGGAUUCGCUUCAACAUCUACGAAAGUCUGCAGUUUCAGGUUUCCUCGAGUCCCGAACAUGGUGUUAUUUGCAAGUAUGACGAGCAGACAGGCCUUACAACGCCCGUGGAAGUGUUUACCCUGGAACAGUUGUUCCGAAAUGAUAUAUACUACUGCCAUGACGAUACGGAAUCCACCAGGGACACCUUUGAGCUGCUCAUAUUGUCGGGAGACGAAACAGAUCUGCAGUUUGUCUCCAAUAUGGAAGUGCACAUUAAGCUGGUGAACGAUAAUGAACCCUAUCGCACUGCCAUCGAGCGAAUAUUCCAUGUGGUUCGCAAUGGCAUUAGGACCCUCAAUCCCACAGUGCUGCAGUAUCUGGAUGCGGAUGUUAAUACCAACAACACGGAUAUCCACUACAUCCAUGUCUCCAGCACCAAUGGAGCCUUCUACAAGAGCGGUCACUACAUCGAUAGCUUCACUCAGGAUGAUAUUGCGAACCGGAGGAUUAUGUUCCAGCACACGGGUGCUGAUUCUGGAACCGCUGCCUUCAUAGUCACCGAUCGUGAGCAUGAGGUUAAUGGCUUGCUGGAGAUUCGUGCCUCAGAUCCCUUCGUCUCCAUGAUGGCCACCAAUGCCUCCAUUGUUCAGGAGGGUAAAUUCGUAGUGCUGAAAAACAAAGACUUUAUACUGGAAACAAAUUUGGAUAUGAAACUAGAUGAGAUUUACUACGAAGUGAUCAAGCCGCCUUCGUAUGGCAUACUCAUGUAUUUGAGUAGCGCAAACGAGGGGGAGAAUGGCACUACCAUUUAUAAGGCCACAAACUAUACAUCACUGAGUAACUUCACCCACUUGGAUAUUGAACGGGAGAGAUUGGUCUACUGGAACACGGAAAUUGCCUCAAUGGAUAAAGUUAGAUAUCGGGUGCAUAUCAAGAACAUAACAGCUGAAGGAGAGGUCAUGUUCCGGAUUUAUCCCUCGGCAUAUUGGGAACCGCUGCAAGUGAAACAGAACCACACUCUUUAUGUGGAGGAAUCCACUAGCGUACUGAUCUCGAGAGAUGUCCUAGAGGUCGUUCAUCCCAAUAUUUCCCCCGGAGACAUCACCUUUUUGGUUACCACCUCACCCAUGCACGGCUAUUUGGAAAUGCAAUCCAUGUCGUUCGAUGACGAAUACAACUGCAAGGUUUUCGAUCAGUCUUCCGUGAAUACUGAAAAAAUGUUUUACAUACAAGCAGGAGUCAACCAAUCCACUGAUUACUUUGUAUUUGAUGUUACCAACGGCAUUACGUGGCUAAGACAACUGACGAUGAAGAUCGUGAUUAUACCAGAGAAGCUGUACAUGCACUCGAAUAUUGUAUCUGUGGUAGAGGGAAAAACUGUGCAACUAAAUCCCACAGAUAUGCAACCCUAUUCAGAGUACUAUCGGGGGAAGAUACUGGAGUACAUAGUGACCAUUACCCCGAAUUCUGGUCACAUAUUGGCUGGGAAUUCGAAGGUCAAGAGGUUUACUCAGAAGCAACUAGAACAGGGUAAUAUACAGUAUGUGCACAAUGGCAGCGAAAAUGCCACCGAUAGCAUCACUUUGGUGGCCAUGGCUAGAAACAAGGAGAGUGUUCCCUUUGAACUGGAGUUCGCGGUGGUCCAAGUGAACGACGAGGAGCCCAUGAUGGUAACGAACACAGGACUUCAGGUGUGGAACGGUGGGCGCUAUGUCAUCAGGAAUACUGAUCUGUUGGCUCAAGAUUACGACACUCCGCCGGAGAAUCUCACCUUUGUGGUGCACCACAUAUAUGGCGGCUAUUUAGCUCGGAAAUCUGCACCACAUCACAAAAUUGAGCAGUUCACCCAGGCCCAAAUAAAUCUCGAAGAAAUCUAUUUCAUGCACGACUCCAACUCGAGGAGAAACGAACUUUCCUUUGUGGUUACAGAUGGCCUGUUCAACACCACCACUCAAAUGCUGAACAUUGAGAUCAAGCCCAUUGAAAUUCUGGCCGAGCACAAUGAAAAUCUUCAUGUGUUUCCUUUAACCAAGAAGCAAAUUCUUCGGGACUAUCUCCACUUUAAAUGUUCCGACGAGGAGCGGGAGAUACGCUAUAAUAUUACAGUUCCUCCAAGUCUGGGUCGCAUAGUAAAUGAGUUUAUUGAUAAUGGCUUCACCAAGGAGGUCAGCGAAUUUACCCAAAACGAUGUGGAUAAUGGUCACAUAUUCUACGAACACACAGCUGUCAUCAUGGAAUUCAGAACCAAUGAUUCGUUUUACUUUGAUGUGGUGGCUGAAAGAAGCGAUCGCUUAUUGAAUCAAAAGUUCAAUAUAGAGAUAUCGGUUUCCUCCGGAGGCUUACUAAGAUUCCUGCCCGUAAACAAGCUAAUUGUGGAUGAAGGUGGUUCGGUGCCCAUAAAGCUGGAUUUCUCCAAGAUUUUGGAGUAUCUCAAAACCAAGGCCGGCAUAAAUAAUCCAGAGCUGUUCAUAGAGGCCGUUCAAAAGCCCACACAUGGUAAUAUAGGCCUGGGUCACGAGUUCAAGCACAUGCAGAGAUAUCACCCCAGUGAUUUCUUCACAAAGAAGGUUUACUAUAUACACGAUCAUUCAGAUACUUUGGAGGAUACCAUACUCAUGUCGGUUUACCUGACACAAGGAAACAUUUUCCUGUGCAAUUUGACAAUACCUGUGUCCAUAAAUCCCAUUAACGAUCAACCCUUCCAUUUGAUCACCCACCUGCCCCAAAUGACGGUUGUCGAGGGUGAGAAUCGUACUAUAACGAGGAAUGAUCUGCUAACCGAAGAUGCAGAUACACCACCAGAGGAAAUCAUUUACGAAGUGAUGAGUGGUCCUACUUUGGGAGUGCUUAAAAAGAUCACAAACGAGGGACAAACCGAGGAUCUUUUGGCUUUCUCAAAUCAGUUUACCCAAGCGGAUAUUAACAACGAUCGAAUCAUCUAUGUUCACUUUGGCAUGCCGCAGUCAACGACUUUUUGCUUCACUGUCUCCGACGGCCAAUCGAAUCCUGCCUACGAAAUAUUUACCAUCAAAAUAGUUGCAAUAAAUCUGCAACCAUCUGCAAUGCAAAUACCUGUGAAGGUUCAGCAGGGAGCCACUACUGCCUUAAUGAAACUAGAUCAAAUUGGAGUGACCACCAAUGUUGACGUGGAGAGGUUGUCUUAUAACAUAACAAACUCCCCACUUUAUGGUAUCAUUGUUUUCAAACAUCAGCCAACUCUAAGGUUCACCCACCAGCAGUUGGAAACAUCGCAGAUAAGCUACAUGCAAACGGAUCUAAAUCGAUCGAAUGACACCUUUCAGGUGAGUGCCUACGUUCCGGGCACCAAUUAUGCAGCUCAAGUCGACGUGGUGAUGGAGGUGGAACCCGUUAUACAAAUCAAUAAUAUUGCAAUGAAGGAAGCCGAUCCUGUUGGAGGCAAAAUAAGGCUCGUCACCGCCUUGGACAACGAUAAUCCUUUGUCACUGAAACUCAACAAAUUCAAUCCCAAGUUUGUGAUCACUAGGAUGCCAUCGACGGGGCAAAUAAGAAAGAUAAUUCGCAGUACGGGCCUGACAGCCGAUGGCCAGAAUGAAAGGUCCACGAAUAUAUUCUCCUACAAGGAGCUACGAAGUGGUGUGGUCUAUUUUGUUCCCCAUCAAUCUGUGGAGGAGACGGAGGCGGAUAAUGACAGUUUCGACUAUCAACUGCUCAUAAAGACAGUACAACCUGCACAGGCCACUGUGUCGAUUGAGUACAGGAGUCGGGCUGAGGAAACGGAGACGGUUCACUUGGGGAAUGCAGGCCUGUCUAUCAACUACCUAGCCAUAGGAUGUGCCAUAUUCAUCGUGUUGAUCUGCCUGCUCAUCGUUCUAUUAAUAUUGAAAAUCAGAAAACUGCGAAAGCACAAAGCGAAUAUUUCCAAGGAUCAGCCGCCGGCACUGCCCUGUCCCCCGGAUUUGACAUCCGUCAGUCCGCAGCACCACCUGCACCAUCAUCAUAGCCACCACUAUGCCAGUUCCGAGGCGGACUCUGUGCCUCCGACGGGAAAUUCGACACCUUUGCCGGGCUUCAGCAAUAUACCCCAUUGCAAGAUCAUACCCGUGGAGUCGUAUAAGCACGAGUUUCCCGACUACGAUCCGGAUGAGGAGGAGACGGACGACCAAUGCGAUCCGCAGCAAAUGAUGCUGCCGCAGAGAUAUAAUCCCUAUCACAUGGAGCACGAUGCCUGGAGUUCGUCCUGCGACAUGGCGAAUGACUUUGCUGGCUAUGCCUCCGUGCCGCAAAGUAUUUCCGGAUCGGUCAGUUCACCGCCCUCGGCCCCGCCCACCAAUCCACUGCUAAGGCGGAAUCAGUAUUGGGUGUGAGUUACGAAAGCCCAGAAGCACUGAAGUAAGGGGAUCAAAAUAUAUACAUGUUUCCAAUUGGAUCGAAAGUAGUCCUAGGUUAUUUAUUUAAGUUUAAGCUUACGUUUAAGGCUGAUUUAUGAGAUUCGUUAGGACAAGUGGAGCAUUUUAUACACGAAAAUAUUAAUUAUAGUAUGUAAAGAAACAUACAAACAUAUCUGGCGUGUCAUAUACAAACGAUUAGCAAUAAGAACGAAAACAGGAGUUAUACUCAAAAAGCCAACUUAACUUAGUAUAAGAAUUGUGUUUGCCAACGUGGAAUACUUUUUACAAUAAAUGACAGUACCU
Molecule: messenger RNA, 7627 nt
Organism: Drosophila takahashii
Lineage: Eukaryota; Metazoa; Arthropoda; Insecta; Diptera; Drosophilidae
Gene: kon
Product: chondroitin sulfate proteoglycan 4-like protein
Biological process (GO): anatomical structure morphogenesis
Source: RefSeq, a predicted model, not a curated record